UCAUCGGAAGGGCGGGUCGGUCCACCGUCCGUUGACACACUCGAGCAGCCCCGCCAUGUGUGUGGGGAUGUCGGUCCGCAAGGGCGUGGCCGUGUCGAUCAUGUCGUUGAACACCGGCGCGUACCCCCGCCGCUCGUUGCAUAUCACCAGGUGGGAGUCGCCAGGCUGAACACACACACACACACGGACGCGCGCGCACACACACAGAGCAGCUGUGGCCGUGUCUCGCUCUCCAUCUGCUCAUGGCCCGCCGACCUUUCUCAUGAAGAGCGGAAAUGUCUCAGGCUUCUCGGGGUUUGACUUGCCGACGAGCUUUUCGGUGGCCUCGUCGGGUUGUGAGAAUGACCGGAGGAUUCUGUAUGCAGACUCGGCGGAGAGCAUGUCUCGGCAGAGUCCCGCCACACAGUCGGUGAGGGCCUUGCCGGUCUUCCCGAUGCAAUGCCCAAGCUCCUUCUGCUCGUUGCGGCCCAGACUCAUGUAGAAAUCCUCACAAAGCUCACGCAUCUUGUGCGUUAUGGUCGGGCACAUUUCUGAGAGAGAAUGGAAUAAGGCCAUCCAUCCGUGUGGCUGCUGAAUCCUUCUACCAGAAUCCAAUUACUUUGGCAGUCGAGUGUCAUGGUAUCGAAUUCGCCGUCUCGGCACUGAAGCACCUCAUAUUUCUCGCUCGUCGUGUUGAGGUCGAGUGCCAGCACGCCGCCAUAAAGCACAUCCUGCUGGCUCCAGUAGCCAGCGCGGUGGUUCUUCUUGACGCCGUCCUUGUGCCUGCAUGGCACAGCCACAGCUGUGGCACACCCGCCUCGCUGGCUGCCCUGCUGCUGAUAUGUGUAGGUGCUCCCAGAACAAAAAGACCUACCUCUUGGGGUUGCAUUGCACUUUCCGUCUGGUGCCGUGGUCGACGGUCUUGUGUUUGCCGUAUGGCGGGUCGAGUUCCGUCUGAUAGGGGAACACCUGAUACUUUUCUGGCUCGGGAUUGGUCCACUCGGGACACUUCCCUGCAUGACAAGAGAGAGGAAACAACAUACAUGUGAGAUCUCAUGUGGGCCAUGCACGUCCGAUUUUCGGGUGUGCAGCUGACUGCAGCAGUAGAGGUCUCUGUCGGUCCACUCGCCGUCGUUGCACUCGAGCACGUCGAUUGGGCCGUGUGUUCGCAGCUGCUCCUCGUCCCCGACGUCUCCCUCCCACUUAUCGGAGGUCUUGUCGCCAGGCGUCUGCUUGAUCUCGGCCGAGUGUGACUCUGUCAUGCACGCGAUCUGGCGGACGGACUGGUGGUACAUGACUUCCUUGUCGUUGGUCCCCUCCUCGCCCACCAACUUAUACCCGUUCUCGGCCGUCAUGUCGAACGUCUCCUCGGGUGUGCGCAGGCACGCCCCUGCACGUUGCCAGCCAGCCACACACACGUGGAUUGUGUGUGCCUCCUUCUUUGGCUCAUGUAUGGCUCACGUUUGCAGUUCAGUGGGAGUGAGACUGCGAGCGAAGGGUCUGGCCGUGUGUACUUUCCGUUGAAGCAGGUGAGGUCGAAGAAUGCGGCAGGGUCUUUGUUGUGGUAGUAGUGCUCAUCCGUGUUGCACACCUGACGAACCAGCGUGGCGUGGAUGACCUGAUCGUUGUUUGCACCAGCUCGAACUGCAUGAGGACCCAUCGACCGACCGAACAACACGACAUACGCACGACAGAUGAAUGCUGUCUAGUCAGCACCGGGCAUUCAUGUCGCGUACCGACGCUCUCGUACGUCCAUUUGAUCCUCUUCUCAUCCACGGGGAUCAGCGAACCAAACUCGGGACAGUUCUCUGCCCAAAACAAUCACGAGACACGGCGGACACACACAUUUGCUGACCCUCUCUCGGUGUCUCCUCCAUCUAUCUCACUGUAGCAGAUGAUUCGGUUGGCGGUCCAGCGUCCGUCGUGGCAGUGGAUUGUCGCCGACUCCGCCGUGCCCUGGAUGCCCGGCGAGUACCCUUCUGCACACUCGAUGUGCCGAAUCGCACCGGGGGCCGUCACCCGUCACAACAUACGCCUCGGGCGGAGACACAGGCAACGGAUUGCCGCAAUUGGCUACCAGCCGUAGAACGAGAAACACCGCCUCACGCCAUUCGUGCUGUUUGUCGCCUGUUCUGGUUGUUCGUACCUUUGCAGUCGAGUGUGACCUGUGACCAGACGCCGUCUUCGCAGAUGAGUUCCUGCACGCCGGGUGUCGACUGGGUACCCAAGCUGCUGCCCUCCGUGACGAUGGCGCUGCCGGCUGCAGGGGCAUAGCCGUCCUUGCACUCCAGCUUGACAGGGACGUCCGGCGGCGUCGUGGUGCCUGGCUCAAGGCCGUUAUGCAUCGUGGCCACAUAGCGCUCAGACGACACCGGCAGCUCCCCACACUCAGCCUUGCAGAUGAGGUUGAGUGCGGUCAUCUUGCCGCCUGCGCAGUAGAUAAUGGUGGGCGAUCUGGUCUUCUGGAUGGGGAGGGUGGGCACUCCCUUCUUGCUUUUGCCGCACAUGACACUCACGCAGCCUCCACUGGGCAGCAUGUUGCCGUCAGCCACCACGGGAUCCAUCAGCGUCUCCACAAGAUAGCCGUCGGAGUCCUCUAUGUGACUCCGCAAUGGCUUCAGAUCACACUUCUCUGUGUGGAAGGGUGGGUGGACAAACAAGGAAACAAGGCAGUCAGGCGUUGAGACAUGCAAGUACUUGAGGCGUACUUGGGCAGAACAGGGUGGUCGGAGUGAAGGUGCCGUUGGUGCAUGUGACCACAUCGAUCGCCUUCUUGGCCAUGGAGGAGGAUGCGGCACCACUCUCGGUCUUAUUCUGCAUGCCCUUCUUCUUCUCUGCUUUUUCUCUUCCUUCCUCCUCCUCCAUCUCGGCAGCGAUCUCAGCCUCCUGCGGCACACCCUGCACCUUGCCCUCGAACUCCACCCCGUCCACCAGCUUGCACGUGUGCACCGGGGAGGCGUCGGUAUCACAUGACAUUGACAUGACGCUCCCGUGGUCGAAUGACUCGGGCAUCAACGCGUCCCAGAAGUCGCCUGGAGGCGCCAGAGCCUCAGAGGCAGACAGGUUGCCCUGAGCUGCCCACGCGUUGGCCGGCAUGAUCUCGAGAAAAUCUGUCUUGGAGCACUCCUCUACACAGUACAAAUGACACAGAGACAGACAGCUGUCUCACAUCCAUCAGUCGCUUACUUGCGCACAGGAGUGUGAUUGCCGACCACUCUCCAUCGACGCACUUGAUCUGGCCGAACUCCUCCCCCGCGCCCUCCCCCUCCAGCCCGGCCACAGCGUGCCAGUUCUCACCUGGCGUGUCGGAGGUGCGGCACUUGAGGCUCACCUGCGUGCCGUGCGAUGGCUGUGGCUGUUUGGGGUCACUGCCCUUGACGUGCCGCAUGUCCUUCUCGGGCUCCUUCAGCUCGUAUUGGAAAGGGAUGUAGGCCGUGCCGGGCUCCCCAGGGUCCGUCUCGCUCGCCGCAAGAUGCAGGAACGGGCAUUCCUCUGGACAAUAAGACAGACAGACAGACAGAAGGACGGACAGACAGACAGACAGACGGCCCAAGAAGCAAGCGGGAGUAAGGUCGGUGUAUGUAUGUUCUUGGCGUAUCUCAUUACUCACUUCUGCAGACAAGUGGCAGGAAAGUCCAUUGGCCGUCGAUGCACGUGAUCUGGGCUUCCGGGUCCAUUCCCUUGUACGGCCGGUAGCCGGCCGACUGCCAGCACUGCACAUUGCGGAUGGUGCCGUCAGGGAUCAAGGGGCCAGAAUCGUGCGACGCGAGUUCGUAGUUGGAGCGGAAGCCGCCCGCCUCUGUGACGACGUGGGGCGGCGGCGGUGUUUCCUCAUACCCUUCUGCCUGAAUGAGGCAGGGCGGCGCUUUCGUGUCCACGCCACAUAUCUUGGCAGCUUUGGUGACACUCCCCACACAGCAGUUGGCGUUUCCGCCCGGUCGGCGAGAGCAGCCCGAUCCGCCGCACUUGCCGCACCUCUCCGGGCAGCAGGCGUUGGGCCAGUUGGCGAAGGGAGACAGGAUGCCGCCGAUCUCCCGGCACGCCUCCUCGCAGUCCUGCUGACGAUGGCCGCUGCGCUGACAGUCGGCCGGGAGAAUCUCCUCGUGACCCUCGGGUUUCGUUGUCGUCCUGGGCUCCUCGUCACUCUUUCCUCCGGCGGGGGAGGGGGCCUCGUCGGCGCCCUCUUUUUCGUUUGCCUGUAGCUCGGCCAGCCUCUCUCCCAGCUUUUCUUCCUCCGCGUCUCCUGCAGCCGGAUCGGCUUGCAGGAAGGACAUCGGGGGAGGGCUGGCUGCCGUUUGGUUAGCCACCUCGUGUACCCCUGCAUACGCGGUCAAGUUAGCCAGGGCGCGGCGCACCCGUCGUUGUUUCACUUACGUGUGCAGACGGAGGGCUGGUCGACGCCGUGAGGGUUUGUGCAGACCCAACCCGGCUCUACUUUGCACUCGACUGAGCAGCCAUCGCCCGUGCUGUUGUUGUAGUCGUCACACUCCUCAAAAGCAACGGGUGCAAGAUAGCCGUCACCGCACGGACCUGCACACAUCAAUCAUCACGACCGUCAACCGCAGACCGAUGUUGGUCGUCCUAGUCACUGACCGUAUACUUCCACUUCGCAUACAUCGAGACGGCCGUCGUUCAUCUCAUUGCCCGUCUGCCCCUUGCCGCCCACCAGGAAUACAUACUGGCCCUGCAGCGCGCACUGCACGUCAUACCAUCGCGGCGCAUCGCUGCUGUUAGACAUCGGAUUGGGAAGCGACCCACACAGCUGGUUCUCCCGCCAUGUUGGAGAGAAGCCCACGCGCACCUGGACGCCCCAAAGUCUGCACAAACACAACAAGUGAUUGCCAAAGAAAGAUGAAAAGUCUCUUUCCAUCUUCCCAUUGACCUGUCGUUCCACUUGUCUGUGGGGUUCCUUGUGAAGACGCGGACGACAGCGACGGUGCGGUUGUCCCCCAGAUCGACUGCCCACCAAGGCUCGGGUGACGGGUGUAUGUCCGACGUGUGUACACACUCUCCACCCUCGUCGAUGGCGGUGUAGUCGCCAUCGACGGCGUGGUGGGCUGACCACCGCUGGCCCGUGUCGGUCUCUGGGUCCUGAAACGCAGUCUUUCCACUUACAUAGUCUGCGACACGACAAAGGGACAAGCAGACAAGCAGCACGGUGCUUGCUAAUGCUUCGUUGUAUAUCACCGACACCACUUACUUUGCCGGCCGGCUACCAAUGGAGGUCGCAAAUAGAACAAAGAUGGGCGCAAUGGCACACGACAAGCUGUUUUUCUCUUUGCUUACCUCCAUAGGCUUCGACCUCACAAAGAAUGAGACCCUUUCGUGAUGUUUCAUUCAAGCCGCUGGCAAUCCACACAUAGCGCCCCGAGGCUGCCGCCUCGCACGUGACAUUGACCACAGCCUGUUGUCCUCCGACCAGGUCGUCCUCGGGCACCGUGCCGCAGAGAGUGUUGUUGCUGUAGUGCACUGACGACAUGCCCACGUACACUCUCGCACCAGACAGACUGACCAUAGGCAGACAGUCAGACAGACAGACAGACAUCACCGUGUUGGUGCCCACAAGCAAGCAAACGAACUAUUGGCUUUCUGUUAAAACAGUACUCGCGGCGUUUAUCUGCGUAUACGACGACGUCGUUGAUCUCAUAACUCUCGCCGAGGUCGACAAACCACCUGAAUAGAUUACACGCACAAACCCGCAAUACAACGAUUGCUUCACACACAUGUGCAAGACACCAGCGGGAUUGAUUGCAUGGGGCUUACCAUGGACUGGCCUCAGUGCCAUUCGGAUCCGUCUCGGCGCUACAAACACACACAGGAUCCCAUCCAAGCAGGCGGGCAGGCAGGCAGGCAGCCAUGGCAAACAGGCUGGGGAGCACUGACCAAGAUUCUCCUCUGAAGUCCAUCCUUCGAUCGCCGUCCACAGCCCGACCGGCUGUGUGAUUCACGAGUGUGCUGCUUUGAUUAGCAGGCCUCCCUCUGGCAACAUUCUUCCCUGCACACAAGAGACAAAAACAGACACUCAUAAGCAGAAACACACACGCCCGUCCACGUGAUCGACACAUACUUACAUCGUUGGUGUCGCGUGAGGUCCAUCAGCUGCCUGCGCGUGUCGCCCAUCUCCAGGAAGCUGGCAUGGGCAACGACGGGCUCAUCCAGCCAUAUAAUGCGCAGACUCCGCCGUCGUGGCGGGAAUGCCGGAAAGGCAUUCACACUAGUGCCAAUGGAGCACUCUUCGGCCUCGUGUGCGUCGUCGGUGCUGGGGUGCGGCGCUCCUUGUGCUGUCGACGGUGACGGCGCUACACACUGCUGCUGCUGCUGCUGCUGUUGUUCUACGAAGCUUGGCUCGAAGAUGGCGUGUCUGGCCUUUUGCGCUUCUGCGAGGAAGCCUAUCGGUGGCGUCUCGCGCUCCUCCCAUGGCGGCUGGCGGUAAUAGUAGGGCAUGUGGCCGGGGGGCGCUUUGAAGAUGUAGCCUUGACGGUAGGGAAACUCAGCAUCACAGUCCCCUGAAUGGAUGGACAGUCAGAAAGAAAACAAGCAAGACAGAAAGAACUGUGGUCCGCGAUCGACGUGGCAGGCUCAUCUCAUUCAAGUUACUUACUACCGCAUCUUAGUGUCUUUGGCACGUAUCCUCCGUCGAUGCAUUUGAUGACCUCCCAUCCCUCCUUCGGACCCUCCACCCGAUCGAAGGUUGCAGCACAGGAGAUGUGGAACCGACCGUUGUGGCGGUACACCGGGGACUUGCCUGUGGGCGCUUCCAUGGGAACCACAUUGUAGCGGAAGCCGUACUCAGGGGGCACUUUGCAGUUCUCUGCAACAUGCAGGGAAGGUUUGGUUUAAAAAUGAGAUUGCAGUGAUGCGUCCGUCCGCCCCACUGUCUUGUCUUCUGACCCAUGCAGACGAGGAGGAAGGGCGUCCACUUGCCGUCGUUGCAUGUGAAGGUGGAUGGGUCCUCUCCCGUCGCCACAAAGUACCUCUCGGUGCACGUCACUUCGUAGGUCGCGCCGUGCCCCCGCAUCCUCAGCGCCUCAGUCUUGCCCAUCCCCGGAUGCAGUAGCGUCGUGUUGUAACGCACCACAUCCAGCAGUGGAACCUCCGGACAUUGAUCUGAAAGGAGAAAGCCGUGCCAUUGAUUGAUAUGCCCGUCCGAAAAGGUUGCGGUUCGUUUAUUUACUUUUGCAGACGAUGUUCUUGGCCGUCCAGAAGCCGUUGAGACAUACCACCUCGUCCUCUUCCAGCUCUGUCAUGGAUGACGCCACCUCGGAGUCGCACCGGAGGACCCUCCUCGCCCCGUGGAAAGUGGCCCCGGCGUGGGGAAAGGAGUCGACUUUAUAUUGUGAAGGCAGCUCGGGGUAGUCGGGGCACGACUUGGCACACUCAAGCGUCCUGUCAGUCCAGUUGCCGAAGAGACACUCGAGGCGGUUCUUGUUGAUAGAAGGGUAGCCAGUGUCGUUGAGCAACCGGGCAGAAUAGCCCUCCUGGCACGUCAGGCGCACCACGGCGUUGUGGUAGACCCUUGCCGGAAUGACGCCUGUACCGAUCUCCUCAGGGCUGUACAGUCUGGCGUUCUCCUUCCUUUCUCUUCAGCGGAAGGACCACAUCAUCUGAUAGUUGGGCAGACGGCCCAGCGUGGUCAGGGGGGUCGUGUCGCAGGGAGCUGCACAUUCCAUGCUCAGUUUGGAGAACGCCAUCAUGGGAUCCGGGUUGCCCAGACAGAUGACCCUCAGGGGCUCGCGGCUUUCUAUCGCCUCAUUACUCGACGUUGGCGUCAGGUCAGACGGAGAGUAGCCCUUCUCAGCGUCGCAUCUGCAGUGAGGAGAGAAAACCGGCACUGAUGAGGAGAGAGAUGGAUGUGGUAUGCCUUACUUGACAGCGAUCUCGGUGUUCGGGAUGAAGAAGGCCGGAGUAGUAUUGGCACUCAGGACCUUUAUGUCGUACUUGGCCAGGUCGAUAUCGUUGUGGCCGAGGGCGCUGUCGUUGGCGACGGGAGACAUGAUAUUGGCAGGAUGGCCCCAGAACGCCCCGACAGCGUGCGACGCGUUGUGUGAUGCGUUGACCGGCUUUGGAAUCAGCUGCGCCAGGCGAUAGCCGCUGACGAGAAGAGACAAGAGGUAAUCCUUCGGGCAACUCUCUGCACAACCAGAGACACGACACACACGAGGGUGUGCUGGUGCACGGAUGUGAGGUGAGAUGGGUGGGGCUUGCUUACUCCUGCACUGAAUGGUUCGUGCGGUGUAGGCGCCGUCGAUACAUGUGAGAUUCUCGACUGGCGACCCGCUGAUGCUCGAGAAGCCCUCUUUCUCGUCGCACACGAUCUGCCGCUGCGUGUUGUGCCGCACAUCCUGCCCGAUCAAAUUGUAACCCGUCGGAGGCAGCGCAGGCAACUCGCUGCAGUCAGCUGUGAGCCAUACACACGACAGAGACAUCAGACACAUUGAAUGAUCACACGCGGACACCUUUAUGUAUGUACCUCUGCAUUCGAGCUCAAUGGGGUCGUAAGUGCCGUUGUGGCAGAGGACGUUCUGGAACUCCAUCCCUGGUGUGGCCGAGCUGUAGCCGUUGCUGCAGGAUAUCUGCGUGACGUCGCCGUGCCGCUGACCGCCAAAGUUGAUGGCAUAGCGGGGCGGCAGGUCGUUGUAUCCGCUAUGGGCCUUGGAAUUCCGCAGAGGGAACUCCUUAUACGGCGCACAAUUGUCUGCACGGCAGGCACAGGCACACAGCAUGCUCAUGGCAUGCAUACAUGCCAUGCAGCGCACACACACUGAUCGCUGGUUCCUUACAGACGCAUUCGAGGUCCAUGUUGGUCCACUCUCCGCCCAGGCAGAAGAUCCGUGUGGGGUCGUCGGUGCAGUUGAGUCCCUGCUUCCUGCACGAGGCGGCCGCCUCGUCAGGCAGACACCCAACAUCGAUCCAGUCGCCGUGGAAGGUCACAGAGGCCAGCUGGUGCUUGGGGGGCACCGUGCUGAAGUCGCUCCGUGACGUCUUGACGAUCCGGUAGGGAGGGGCGGGCUGCGGAUACCGUGCGCAGCGCACUGACAGACACGGACCAGGAGACGUACAUACAUGGACUGUCCCACAAGGUCGCUUUCCUUCCUGUGGGUCGGAUUACUUUCGCAGCUGAAUUCUCUGGGUUGCCAUCUGCCAUGGAGGCAGUAGAUGAUCGCGAACGAUUUUUCGCCCGACGGAAUGGCCGGUGGGAUGCAGGUGAUGUUUCUAAAGGAGCCGUGCCGCAGCGGCCCGACGGCCCGGGCAGGCUCCACCCUGUACAUGAGCUGACCGAGGUCGGGGUACUCGGGACAGUCCUCUAAUGGGCAGAACACACAACACACGAGGAAUGAAUGGACAGAUGAUCACCCUCUCGUGUGUCUCGGUGUCACUGACUGUAGCAGUGAAGCCCUGGUCGUGUCCAUUUGCCGUUGAUGCACUUGACGACACGAGGCUCCUCCGGCACGCCCUCGGCCGGGGUGGUCUGCUGCUUGCACACCACCUUCAGAGUUGUGCCGUGCUUCUUGGUCUGGGAGGGACCCGCCACCAAGUACUGCUGGUUGCUCGGAUCGGCGUCCAUGAAGAGCGUCUCGCAGUCCUCUAUUCAAGGGAGGAAAAAGCAGCGGAAGCAGCGCAGAUGGAGCCCAGCCAUGCUAUAUGUGCUUUAUUUACUUUGGCAAGUGAGUUGUGGGUGCGCCCAAUUGCCGCCCUCCUCGCACGUGAUGAUCUCUUUGUGCAGGAAGCGGAAGGCCGAGGUGAACCCCUGCUGGCACUCGAUGUAGCGGUAGUCGCCCACCUCGCGCCCCAUGGAGCCCUCGCCCACCACCAGCUUGAGGCGAUUCUCCUGAAAUCUGUGGUAGCCCUCGUACUUGGGCCACGCCGGACACAUCUCUGCACGCGUCGAAGCAGGCACGAUAAAGUGAGGGUGAGACAGCCGCGUGUGGGUGUGACGUACUUUGGCAGUUGCAUGAGCAGUCGUCUUCGCCGUCACAUUCCUCCAUGCCGGUCUUGACGCCAUCGCCACACACAUCCUUGCGCACUGUGGCGGUCAGCAACAAGCAUACCAUCCAUCCAAGCAUCCAUCCAUCCAUCCAACCAUCCUCAAUUGCUGUCAUCCAUUUCUGCCUACCGAGGAUGUUCUGUUCGAUCUCAUCUACAGCCUGAAAGAGCGAGGUCUCGUCGAAGCCCCUGAAGCGCACAGCCAGCAGCUGGAUGUCGCCAUUGUAGCACUGCCGCUGUCGGACGUCGCAGCCGACGUGCAGCCGCCCGGCCUCGGUGAAGUCCGCGUCGGUCUCCCUCAGGUUGAUGAGCGUCCCCACGCCAUUCAGGGGAUCCUUCUCGCGAUAAAGGGUCAGCUGGACAGAACGAGACACACACGAGUAUUGCCGUGAGAUGAGCAGGCGUCAGUGGCUUCAUACGUAGGGAAGUGUACCUGGAUGGUCCCCGGGGAGUGUGGUCUUACUGAGACGACGUAGAGGGCGGGGCGGCCCCAGCACGCCUCCACCUGCACGUGCUUCUGCUGGGGGCCGGCUGUCUUGCCGAUCAGCACACCAAACAGCAUGUGUCCGAUGCGCUUCUUCGGAUCGGGAGCCACAUACACCUUAAAGCCUGGACAAGACGUCAGACACAUGCCACCCAUGCCACCGCCAGCCCAGUCUGCAGUGGAGUGAUGUGCAUGCCAUGCCUGUCUCGCUGUCGAGCAGGAUGCUCUGUCGGGUUGUGGUCUCCCGUGAUAGGUCGAUGUACAUGAAGACAGUGAAGCCGGGCUCCAAGAUCUCCAGAUUCAUACCGACGUGAAACGUGGACAAAUUGCUGACAAGGAACGGACCAUCACGGCCGCCAUUGCCACCAGAAAAACGCACGCCGAAGCUGACAGAUAAAAGGGAAAAGGGAGCAGACAGCAGAGGUGCCAAGGACUGAGUCGUGUUCAGCUUACCCUUCUGAGAAGAUGGGGGCCUCCUGCCCUUCCUCUGGGAUCAUCGUCGCGGCCAGCCUCUUGGGGUUGCCUGCAUCCUUCCACCUGAACACCUGCCCCGACGUGGGGUUGACCUUGACAUACUCCCGGGCGGCAAUCAUCGUUAGCCCCUGGAGCGUCAGCACUUUGAACGUCUCGUCGAUGCCCUCAACGUCGAUCGGCAGCACAGGAUCGGCUUGCCUCUCGUGGUGGGUCUGCGCAGAGCGGCCUCUACGCCCCUGUGUGUUGGUGUGGUGUUGGUGUAGGAAGGAGCUCUGGGCGGCUGGCCGCGUCUCGUUGAGUGCGAUAAAGGACGGAUAGAACGGUCGGAAGUGCGGUGGUGGAUGCGAUGAUGCAUGCGAUGUUGUCGGCCUUGUUUCGAUAAAGGACAGAUCGUUACGGUCUCUUCUUUCUGAAGGCAUCCGUACCGACAGCCGGUGGUUGACGCUGAGUGCGCCAAAGGGACACACAACCGCGACGAGACCCGCAGCCACUGCAGUGAGCAUCACCAUGCGCUGCACACAACACAUACGCACAUUCUUGAUGGCAGUAGCUAGUACAUGAGCAGAGCGCCAUACCAUGUACGGCAGCCCUCGCGCCGCGAGAAGCCGCCUUCUUCUCUUGAUCUUCGGAGGCGGCAUCUGCUCAUUCCCGCAGUGCGUUGGGGGGGCUGAGGGCUCACCGCAUUCAGCUGACGUGGGCUGUGUUCUGACCAU
This is a messenger RNA of Vitrella brassicaformis, 11634 nucleotides long. The record is from the annotation of a GenBank genome assembly. NCBI's taxonomy places the organism in Eukaryota, Vitrellaceae.